GUAUAAACAUUAUUUCAAAAUAAAGAUAAAAUAAAAAGAUGAUGUGCAUAUAGUGGGGUAUAGUAAAUAGUGGAGGAGAAAGUGAUGAGAGGUUUUUUUUCUCCUCAUUGAUGUGGUGAAAAAAACAUUUAAUGAGAGGAAUUGUAUGAGAAGUGAGAAAGUGGGUAGAGAGAGAUUGAGAGGUUUUUUUUUCCCUCACUGCUAAUAAUGGUCUAAGGAAUAUCUAUAGGAAGAAUAUUUUCUUGGGUCCCAUUCAGCCCGAAACUCUGACCCGCUUUGCCCAUAAACCUUUCCUCUUAAACCCUAAAAAGUAAAGAACCCUCAAAUUUUAGAAUUCAGACUACUUUGUGAAAAGAGAGAAACAAGUUGAUAAGAACGAUGGCUCAAUUUCAUGCCUUCUCUGCUACUGCUGCUGCUGCUGCUGCUGCUGCUCCUUCUAAUUCAAUUUUCAAUGGUCCUAAAACUUCUGGUUUUCUCCAGGUUCAAGAUAAAUUAUGCUGCUCAAGAAGAUUGUCAAUGUUUAACAAGUUUGGUGCAAAUGUGAGCGAGUUCUGUGGCAGUGCAGUUGUCCAAAAUAGCAGGUGCACAAGUGAAGUUCAGAAGAAACAGGCUAUCAAAGCAAUUUUAUCAAGUGAAAAAGAGGUAGAAACAAAUGGUAGAGGUCUGCGUGGCAAAUUGAAUAAAGUUGUUCUAGCUUACAGUGGAGGCUUGGACACAUCAGUUAUUGUUCCUUGGCUGAGGGAAAAUUAUGGCUGUGAAGUUGUUUGUUUUACUGCUGAUGUUGGCCAGGGUCUGCAAGAAUUGGAGGGCUUGGAACAGAAGGCAAAGGCGAGUGGUGCAUGUCAAUUAGUGGUGAAGGAUUUGAAAGAGGAGUUUGUCAAAGAUUACAUAUAUCCUUGCUUGCGUGCGGGUGCUGUUUAUGAGAGGAAGUAUUUACUUGGGACGUCAAUGGCACGCCCUGUCAUAGCAAAGGCUAUGGUGGAUAUUGCUAAAGAAGUUGGAGCUGAUGCUGUUUGUCAUGGGUGCACUGGAAAAGGAAAUGAUCAGGUUCGUUUUGAGCUUACGUUCUUCGCUCUUAAUCCUGCUCUCAAUGUUGUUGCACCAUGGAGGGAGUGGGACAUCACAGGAAGAGAAGAUGCUAUUGAAUAUGCUAAAAAACACAACGUACCUGUUCCUGUAACAAAAAAAUCUAUUUAUAGCAGAGACAGGAAUUUGUGGCACCUUAGCCAUGAGGGUGAUAUCCUGGAAGACCCAGCGAAUGAGCCGAAGAAGGAUAUGUACAUGAUGAGUGUAGAUCCGGAAGAUGCGCCAAACACACCCGAAUACAUUGAAAUAGGCAUUGUCUCUGGAUCCCCUGUAUCACUCAAUGGAAAGGAACUCUCCCCAGCAACCCUAUUAUCUGAGCUCAAUGAGAUUGGAGGAAGACAUGGAAUUGGACGUAUUGACAUGGUUGAAAACAGAUUGGUGGGUAUGAAGAGUCGUGGGGUGUAUGAAACUCCUGGUGGAACCAUCCUUUUUAAUGCUGUUAGGGAACUCGAGGCUUUGACCCUUGAUCGGGAAACAAUACAAGUAAAAGACUCUCUUGCCCUUAAGUAUGCAGAGCUUGUUUAUGCAGGUCGAUGGUUUGACCCUCUUCGUGAGUCCAUGGAUGCUUUCAUGGAGCAAAUUACACGAACAACUACUGGCUCAGUAACGCUCAAGCUGUACAAGGGGUCUGUCUCGGUAACCAGUAGGAAAAGUCCAUAUAGCUUGUACAGAGAAGAUAUCUCAUCAUUUGAGAAUGGGCAGAUUUAUGAUCAGGCUGAUGCUGGUGGUUUUAUCAGACUCUAUGGUUUACCCAUAAGAGUGAGGGCCAUGCUUGAAAAGGGCAUGUAAGAAAUUUUAAGACUUGUGUUGUAACUUCUGAUACAUGUUGCUUCGUUCUGGUCAGUUUAGCCAAGUUGAGUUAAGAGUUGUAUCAUCAUGACCUAAUUGGGUUUUACAGCAUUUUAUUCAAAUCUUCAAGUGAGGAUUGAUAGGUAAUUAAUUUUAAUAAAUAUUGUUUUAUCAAAACUUGUACAACCAAGAUUCAUUGUCAUUACUAUUGUAUGAUUUGGUGAGUGAGUUGGCAUGGCGAACAAGUGCUGUCUCGUGCCUGUUUUUUCUUUCAGGAGCCAAUGUAAGCACUGUUUUUGGUAA
Chenopodium quinoa (quinoa) is the source of this 2178-nucleotide messenger RNA. RefSeq names its product argininosuccinate synthase, chloroplastic-like. The record is from RefSeq and is a predicted model, not a curated record. Gene Ontology annotation, molecular function: ATP binding; argininosuccinate synthase activity. Gene Ontology annotation, biological process: urea cycle; L-arginine biosynthetic process. The transcript has 10 exons. Gene Ontology annotation, cellular component: cytoplasm. Lineage: Eukaryota; Viridiplantae; Streptophyta; Magnoliopsida; Caryophyllales; Amaranthaceae. The coding region runs from base 379 to 1875 and encodes 498 amino acids.